ACUGGGUGUGUGGGUCUCCCGCAACUGCCGGCACAGGAUGGCUAUGCUUUCUUGACACGCUGCCUUAUCACCUGACGCUGAUCGCGCCUGCUAUCCGAAAACAUUUACCCUGUGGAUGACAUCGCUACCACAUUGCCAACUUCGGUCACAAUCUUCCCCAAUGCUGACUUAGGAGGACCGUUUGACCAGAUGAGCAGUGUGACAGGAGAUGGAAUGAUCAAUGUUGACAUGAGUGACAAGAGAUCCCUGGAUCUGCCUUAUGCCAGCAGCUUUGCCCCAGCAGUUUCUGCUUCCCGCAAUCAGACUUUUACCUACAUGGGCAAAUUCUCCAUCGACCCUCAGUACCCAGGAGCCGGCUGCUAUCCGGAAGGGAUCAUUAACAUCGUGAGCGCUGGGAUCCUGCAGGGGGUCAGCACCCCCUCUUCAUCGGCCACUUCUUCCUCCACGGCAUCUUCUGCCUCCCCCAACCCGCUGGCCAGCAGCGCUCUGAGCUGCAGCAUGGCUCAGAACCAGCCCGGAGACCUGGAGCACCUGUACUCACCUCCGCCUCCCUACUCGGGCUGCGGGGAGCUCUACCAGCAGGACCCCUCCUCCGCUUUCCUGCCCGCCUCGGCCGGGGGCUCCCUGCCCUACCACCCGCCCCCGUCCUACCCUUCCCCCAAAGCGGCCGCGGACGGCGGGAUCUUCUCCAUGAUCCCGGAUUACCCGGGCUUCUUCCCGCCCGCCCAGUGCCAGCGGGAGCUGCACGCCCCGCCCGAGCGCAAGCCCUUCCCGUGCCCCCUGGACUCCCUCAGGGUCCCGCCGCCGCUCACGCCGCUCUCCACCAUCCGCAACUUCACCCUGGGCGGCCCGGGGGCCGGGGCGGCAGGGGGAGGCGGGGAAGGUGGGCGGCUGCCCGCCAGCGCCUACAGCCCGCACAACCUGCCCCUGCGGCCCAUCCUGCGGCCCCGCAAGUACCCGAACCGGCCCAGCAAGACGCCGGUGCACGAGCGGCCCUACCCGUGCCCGGCCGAGGGCUGCGACCGCCGCUUCUCCCGCUCGGACGAGCUAACGCGGCACAUCCGCAUCCACACCGGCCACAAGCCCUUCCAGUGCCGCAUCUGCAUGCGCAACUUCAGCCGCAGCGACCACCUCACCACCCACAUCCGCACGCACACGGGCGAGAAGCCCUUCGCCUGCGACUUCUGCGGCCGGAAGUUCGCCCGCAGCGACGAGAGGAAGCGCCACACCAAGAUCCACCUGCGCCAGAAGGAGAGGAAGGGCGCGGCCGCCCCCUCCUCCUCCAGCGGGGCCAGCGCCCCGGCCGCGCCCCCGCCUGGCGCCGUGUGCGGCGGGAGCAGCGCCGCCGGCUCGGGGAGCCUGGCUGCCUGCGCCUCCAGGACCAGGACGCCCUGAGGCAGCCCCCUGCGCGCGCACUCUCGCCUGCUCCCGGGCGCCACGGCUUAGCGCCGAGCCCGGCCCGCCCUCGCACCUCCCGCCCCGGCCGCCGGAGAGGGGCAGAGGGGCUGGGGACUGACUCUGCAGAGCGCGGCCUGGCCUGGCCAGCCCGGGGGGCACCGUGUAUGCUCGGCCGGCGGCGGGCUCAACCGCUGUGCACUUUAUAGCUUCGUUGACUGCCCUGGGGCCGAUGUGCCGUGAGGAGGAAGCGGGGACGGGGGCACCCGCUCUGGGGCCCUUGACUAGUAAUCCAGGUGGUUGCGUGUGAGUCUAAAUCCUUUCAGCAAUAUCAGUGCAACUGACUUGGAGCGCAGAAGUGCAAUCUGAGGGGACGGGACAAGGGACAGGUGGUUUCCAGAGUUUUAAAUGGCUAUUUUUCAGCGUAUAUUCACUCCGAUUUUGUGUAUUUUUUGAUGUGCACUGUUGAGUUCUCAGCCUUUGGGGAAGGGGGGAGGCAAAGCAUUUGUGUGAUCUAUCAAAAUGAGCGUCAGAGAAGUUAAUUUAUUGAAGGUGGGAUGUAUGUAUAUUCUCUGCUGUUAGGAUGCAUGCAAACGUGUUGAAGUGUCCUUGGUGCCUUGUGUGAUGUAGACAGUGUUUCAGUGUCUGCAUGUAGAUGGGUUGCCUUAUUAAUUACGACAGAAACAUGUUCAGUCUCUGAUCUUAGUAUGGCUGUACAUUUCUGCCCAUUAAUAUUUGUAUUUUUUAGAAACUAUAUUUUUGUACGCACUGUUUUUUUGUGACUUAAAAGUGUUACAUUUGUAGUCAGAUUUCAGAUGAGGAUGUAAAUCAUCUUGCUAGAGCUGGCACAUCAAUUGUCCGCUCGGAACAAUAGCUGAAAUAGAAAUGGUAUAGUCUAAUAAUGCACAACCACUAACC
Mauremys mutica (yellowpond turtle) is the source of this 2313-nucleotide messenger RNA. RefSeq names its product early growth response 2 (gene EGR2). The record is from RefSeq and is a predicted model, not a curated record. Lineage: Eukaryota; Metazoa; Chordata; Testudines; Geoemydidae. Gene Ontology annotation, biological process: regulation of transcription by RNA polymerase II. The transcript has 3 exons. Gene Ontology annotation, molecular function: DNA-binding transcription factor activity, RNA polymerase II-specific; RNA polymerase II cis-regulatory region sequence-specific DNA binding. The coding region runs from base 190 to 1395 and encodes 401 amino acids.